UAUUUAGGCCGGGGUGGGGGACCGCCCUGGCCACACACCUCAGCGCCACCUGGAGAACUGUACACAGCCCGGAUUUCUCCCCCGCCUGCAGCUUCAAAGCCUCCUGCCACACACGCACCCCGACUCCGGUAGCCUCAUGGCUGCAACCUGUGAGAUCAGCAACGUUUUCAGCAACUACUUCAGCGCUAUGUACAGCGCGGAGGACCCCACCCUGGCCUCUGCCCCCGCCGCUGCCGCCUUCGGGGCUGAUGAUGCGGCGCUGACCCUUGGCAACCCCCAGGUGUCGCUGGAGGGUACAGAGAAGGGCAGCUGGUCCGGGGAGGAGCCCCGGUUCUGGUCGAAGGCGCAGGUCCUGGACUGGAUCAGCUACCAGGUGGAGAAGAACAAGUACGACGCGAGCUCCAUCGACUUCUCCCGCUGCGACAUGGACGGGGCCGCCCUGUGCAGCUGUGCCCUGGAGGAGCUGCGUCUGGUCUUCGGGCCUCUGGGGGACCAGCUCCACGCCCAGCUGCGGGACCUCACUUCCAGCUCCUCCGACGAGCUCAGCUGGAUCAUCGAGCUGCUGGAGAAGGACGGCAUGGCCUUCCAGGAGGCCCUCGAAAACCCAGGCCCCUUCGACCAGGGCAGCCCCUUCGCCCAGGAGCUGCUGGACGACUGCCAGCAGGUGAGCCCGUACCACCCCGGCAGCUACGGCGCGGGAGCCCCCUCCCCCGGCAGCUCGGACAUCUCGACCACAGGGACCGGCACUCCCCAGAGCUCCCACUCCUCGGACUCCGGUGGAAGCGACGUGGACCUGGAUCUCACUGACAGCAAACUCUUCCCCAGGGAUGGCUUCCCCGACUAUAAGAAGGGGGACCCUAAGCACGGGAAGCGGAAGCGGGGCCGGCCCCGAAAGCUGAGCAAGGAGUACUGGGAGCGUCUGGAGGGCAAGAAGAGCAAGCAUGCCCCCAGAGGCACCCACCUGUGGGAGUUCAUCCGGGACAUCCUCAUCCACCCGGAGCUCAACGAGGGCCUCAUGAAGUGGGAGAACCGGCACGAGGGUGUCUUCAAGUUCCUGCGGUCCGAGGCCGUGGCCCAGCUGUGGGGGCAGAAGAAAAAGAACAGCAACAUGACCUACGAGAAGCUGAGCCGGGCCAUGAGGUACUACUACAAACGGGAGAUCCUGGAACGGGUGGACGGUCGGCGGCUUGUCUACAAGUUUGGCAAAAACUCCAGCGGCUGGAAGGAGGAAGAGGUUGUCCAGAGUCGGAACUGAGGGUCGGAACUGGACCCGGGACCAAACUCACGGACCACUCAAGGCCGGCAGCCCUCCUGGGAGGAGGCAGGCCGGAAGGCCCCCGUGCGGGGCCCGCUCCCUGCUGUGCGGGGGAGAGAAGCUGACAUUCUGGUGUAGCUGAACUUCGUCACCAUCGUCCUGGGCUUUGGAGCCUGUGUCCUCUCCUCCCUGCCCUCCUGUUGGAAUUACAAGCUGGGUCGGGGGGGUUGAAGCGACUGGUCUGCUCACUCCGCCACACGUGCGUCUCAUUUUACCUGGUGCCUCCUGGAACUCAACCAGCGGCAGACCACACCUGACACCCUCCUCCUGCAGAUGACUGGGCUGAGCCAGCGAGGCCAGGGGUGGCCCUAGGCUUGCACUGUGACGGAGGGGACGGAGAGGCCUGCACGGGGUGGUCCUCCAGCGCCUCCUCUCCGGACUGGUUUCCACCUCCCUGUCCAGCGCUCGGGCUCCAUGGGUGGGGGUCAGAGUACUCCCUAAUUUAUGUGCUAUAAAUAUGACAGAUGUACAUAGAGAUCUAUUUUUUCUAAAACAUUCCCCUCCCCACUCCUCUCCCCCCGAGUGCUGGUGGCCAGACUGACUGUUGUAGGCCUUGGUCUGGGCCAGCGAGGGUUGGGGCGAUGCCAGAGCCCCCAGGCUGGGCUCCUGGCUCCUGUGGAUGGAGGCAGAGGCCUCCAAUAAAGUGCCUGCUGGGCUUUUUCUAA
Lemur catta (Ring-tailed lemur) is the source of this 1980-nucleotide messenger RNA. It is a transcript of the gene ELF3, whose product is annotated as E74 like ETS transcription factor 3. The record is from RefSeq and is a predicted model, not a curated record. Gene Ontology annotation, biological process: regulation of transcription by RNA polymerase II; cell differentiation. The coding region runs from base 137 to 1255 and encodes 372 amino acids. Gene Ontology annotation, molecular function: sequence-specific DNA binding; DNA-binding transcription factor activity, RNA polymerase II-specific. Lineage: Eukaryota; Metazoa; Chordata; Mammalia; Primates; Lemuridae. The transcript is spliced from 9 exons. Gene Ontology annotation, cellular component: nucleus.